Molecule: messenger RNA, 760 nt
Organism: Durio zibethinus
Lineage: Eukaryota; Viridiplantae; Streptophyta; Magnoliopsida; Malvales; Malvaceae
Source: RefSeq, a predicted model, not a curated record
GUAAAAACAAACGAAGCCGAUAAAAGAUAACAUUCCUCUUUCUCUGCCAAGCGAGAGAGAGAGAUGGUGAGAAUGACUGAAAUUUCAAGAACUAAAACGCUGCGUUUUCUACUACUUUUCGCUUCAUUUUCUCUACAAUUCAUUUCAGGUUUUUCUGAUGACUCUGCAAGUUCAAAAAACAGCUUAAAGACAAAGUCUAAUGCCAAUAGUAAUACUGGGACCAAGGUAGUCAUCAUAUUGAUUGGGCUUGUUGCUGUGGGGUUGUUUUCUUUUUUCCUUUUCAAGUUAUGGCAAAAAAAGAAACGAGACGAACAAUAUGCCCGUCUUUUGAAGUUGUUUGAAGAAGAUGAUGAGCUCGAGGUUGAACUUGGCCUUCGAGACUGAAUGACUGACGGCAUCAUUGAAAACUGAGCUCUUCUUCUUUGAGGCUGAAAUGGCAAUCAAUGGCUUGUGUUGUUUAGAAAACUCAUUUGCCUGAUGGUCAAAAUCACGAUUUAGGCUUAUCCUGUAGUGAGGUCAGAUGACUUUUCAACCAUAAAUUGUAGUAUUUGUAAUCAUACGUUCGAACGAAAUUUCUUAUCAAUUCAAGGCUUCUGCCAUCUUAGAAUGGAGGUGGAUACCAUUUUGUACAAGAUGUUUGAAAGGUGUUAGUUCACUGUUUGUAAAGGAUGAUUCUUAUAUUCAUUCAAAUAUUUGAAGAUAAUGCUAUGGGGAUUGAUUGCCCUUGAAUUCCUGCCCGCUAUAAUUAAAUGAGAAAUUA